This is a messenger RNA of Cylas formicarius (sweet potato weevil), 1279 nucleotides long. RefSeq names its product DNA repair protein XRCC4-like. The record is from RefSeq and is a predicted model, not a curated record. Lineage: Eukaryota; Metazoa; Arthropoda; Insecta; Coleoptera; Brentidae. The transcript has 4 exons. The coding region runs from base 143 to 1129 and encodes 328 amino acids. Gene Ontology annotation, biological process: positive regulation of ligase activity; double-strand break repair via nonhomologous end joining; DNA recombination. Gene Ontology annotation, cellular component: DNA ligase IV complex; DNA-dependent protein kinase-DNA ligase 4 complex; nucleus. Gene Ontology annotation, molecular function: DNA binding.
UCUAAAUCACAAACUUAAAUUCGUUUGCUUUGCGGAUUACCAAUCUUAUUUUUUAUUUAGUCCACUGCCUUCCUAUUUAAGAUUUAACUUUUUAACCUUUUUCGUUUUUAGAUUGUAACUAUCCGGGAAGGGAAAGUUAAAUAUGUCUGUGUGUUUUAUUCAAAAUAUAACCCUUGACGAAGAUAACACUUUUAAAUUAAUUACAAAUUUCUCGAAAUUAUCCUUCGAUUUAACGAUCUUAGAAAAUUUAAAUGCUUGGAAGAUUCAUGUAAACAAGUCGGCGCUAGCUUUAUCUGCAGAAGCGCACCACAUUGUUGUAGAAGAACAUUAUGAGAAGUUGAAGUGUUAUUUUCAACAGUCUCCAGAUGACGUGGAGUUUAAAUUUGAUGAUGGAAAAUUCACACUUAACUUACUACUCAAAGAUGACUUAAAAGUGGUGUAUUUUAAAACAAUUUUGGAAAAGGCAAAUUUUUUUAAAUGUGUUUCUGAUUGGAUAGAUCAACUCUAUUGUGAAAAGAACAACAAUUUUGAGAGCUUAUAUAAAGAGCAGAAAAAAUGUCUUCACUUGGAAUCUAUUGCAAGCAGCUAUGAGUCAAAACUAAGCGAGUUGACUGAUAGAAAACAAAAAGAAGAAACCAACCUCUAUAACAAAUUCUUAGCCAUUCUUAAUGAGAAAAAACUGCAAAUUCAGCAUUUAAAUGACCUUUUAAUAGCUUUUAGACGGGGAAGGCCAACAACAAAUAAAACAAACCCAAAAGCUAAGAUGCGAGUCAAAAAAUGUGAGAAGAAAAAUAUUAAAAAAAAGCAAGCAAGUCCAAGUAACUCAGAAUCUGACAGUUUUUCAGAUGGUUACAAUACAGAUGAAAAUUCAAACUCAAAAAUUACUUUGAACGAAAGCCAUCAGAGACUGAUUUCUCCAAAACCUAGUACAUCAAAACAAAAUUUCGACUUUUUAAUUGAAGAUGAACCUGAUAUUGUUUUACCAAAACGUAUGAGGUUGAAGUCAGCCAAGGUAAUGAUUCAAUCUAAAGAAUCGGAAAAAAUUAUCAAAGCAGAUACCAAAUUGAACAACAAUAAAGAUGAAUUAACUGUAAAUUUUUCUACUCAAGACUUACUUAAUGGCCUAUAAUUUUUAAUAAAUCCUUUAAAGGAUAUGUUUUUUCAAGAAGUAAAAGUUUACCUAGAUGAGUUUAUGAUCUUUUUAAUUUUCAGGACUGUUCUUGUUUAUCGAAAUCAUUGUAAUUAUUUCUUUUUUAAAUCCUUGUACCACUGUGGUAAA